Castor canadensis (American beaver) is the source of this 2395-nucleotide messenger RNA. The record is from RefSeq and is a predicted model, not a curated record. Lineage: Eukaryota; Metazoa; Chordata; Mammalia; Rodentia; Castoridae.
CAGAAAGAUCCAGAUUACCUGAAGCUAUGGUUGGACAAUUUUGUUUCUAGCUAUGAACAAUUCUUAGAUACUGACUUUGAAAAGAUGCCUACCAGGGUAGAUGAUGUGCCUCCGGGAAUAUCUCUCCUUCCUGACAAUAUUCUGCAGGUUCUGAGGAUCCAGUUGCUACAGUGUGUGCAGAAAAUGGCAGAUGGGUUAGAGGAACAACAACAAGCCUUGUCAAUUUUGCUCGUUAAGUUCUUCAUUAUUCUUUGCAGAAAUCUAUCAAACGUGGAAGAAAUUGGAACUUGCUCUUAUAUUAAUCAUGUCAUCACCAUGACAACACUCUAUAUUCAGCAAUUAAAAAGCAAGAAAAAAGAGAAGGAAAUGGCAGAUCAGUCAUCUUUGGAAGAAUUUGUGAUUCAUGCAUUGGCAUUUUGUGAAAGUUUAUAUGAUCCAUACAGGAAUUGGAGACAUAGAAUUUCAGGACGAAUCCUUAGUUCUGUGGAAAAGAGCAGACAGAAAUUUAAACCAGCUUCUCUCACAGUGGAGUUUGUUCCUUUCUUUUAUCAAUGUUUUCAGGAAAGUGAACAUCUCAAGGAAAGUCUUAAGUGUUGUUUAUUGCAUCUCUUUGGAGCCAUUUUAGCCGGUGGGCAGAGGAAUGCUUUGCAAGCAAUUUCUCCAGCCACCAUGGAAGUUCUUAUGAGAGUUUUGGCAGACUGUGAUUCCUGGGAGGAUGGAGAUCCUAAAGAAGUGGGUAGGAAAGUAGAACUAACUCUGAAGUGCCUUACAGAAGUAGUACAUAUCCUUCUCACUACCAGCUCUGACCAGCGUCAAGUGGAAACCAGCGCUAUUCUGGAGAACUAUUUUAAGUUACUAAAUUCAGAUCAUUCGGCUUUGCCUCAUCAAAGGAGGUCCAGGCAAUGGGAAAACCGGUUUAUUUCUCUACAGAUCAAAAUGCUGAAUACUAUCACAGCCAUGUUAGACUGCACAGAUAGGCCUGUUCUUCAGGCCAUUUUUCUUAACAGUAAUUGCUUUGAACAUCUCAUACGACUGCUGCAGAACUGCAAGGUGUUACAGGGCCAGUUGGACUGUUUGGCCAUAUCAACUAUUCAGGCUUUGACAGCGGUAAUGAACAAAUCUCCAGCUGCUAAGGAAGUAUUCAAAGAAAGAAUUGGUUACUCACAUAUGUUUGAAGUAUUAAAAUCUCUGGGUCAGCCACCACUGGAAUUGCUUAAAGAACUUAUGAAUAUGGCUGUAGAGGGUGAUCACACUUCAGUUGGAAUGUUGGGCAUUAGUAAUGUCCAUCCUCUCUUGCUUCUUAUCCAGUGGCUUCCAGAACUACAGUCCCAUGACCUUCAAAUCUUCAUCUCUGAUUGGCUGAAAAGAAUUUGUUGUAUUAAUAGGCAGAGUCGAACUACUUGCGUCAAUGCAAACAUGGGAAUUAGAAUCAUUGAAACCCUUGAUUCCCAUUCUUCCCUCCAUCGAACUUGUGCUGAGAACUUGAUUGCAAUCCAUGGUUCCUUAGGGAGUCAGUCAGUAAGCGCAGAAGAAAUCCGUCGACUACUAAGAUUGCUGAGAGUGGAUGAAACUGAAUUUAUUCACCCUUAUACUAUUCCUGUGACUCGAGCAAUCCUGACAAUGGCCCGAAAAUUAAGUCUAGAGAGUGCACUGCAGUAUUUUAAUUUGUCACAUAGUAUGGCAGGAAUCUCUGUACCUCCCAUACAGAAAUGGCCAGGGUCUGCAUUUUCUUUCAGUGCUUGGUUUUGCUUAGAUCAGGAUCAGUUGACUCCUGGCAUUGCUAGCAAAGGAGGAAAAAGAAAACAGUUGUACAGGUAAUGGUACAAAUUGUGUCAUAUAAAUCAGUAUUGUCAUAACAAUAUAUUCCAUCAUUCUUAAACAAGAAAAAGUAUCUGUAUACAUCUAGUUUUUAAGUUUACAGUAGUUUAUAGUUUAUUUUCAUUUUUUGAUUUCAUGCAAUUUAAAGUGCUUUAUUGCUUUCUUAAUAAUAUAUAUAUAUAUAUAUAUGUAUAUAUAUAGGAUAUUUUGCUGAUUAAAUCCUGAGGCUAGUUUAGAACAAGGUUCUUUCUUAAAAGUAAUGGAAAAGAAAGGAAUAAUAAGCAUUAGUGAUAAUCCCUCUAUUCCAAUGAAGGUGCUAUAUGCUUUUAUAAAGCACCAGAAAACUGGUGUACAUGUAAUCCAGACUUUAGAAGCUAAUAAUUAAUAAUAUGCUUUGUCUUUUUGUGUGUGUGUGUGGUCUUGGGAUUUGAAUUCAGGACCCUGUGCUUGCCAGGCAAGUGCUCUGCCACUCUAACCACACCUCAAGCACUUUUUUGCUAAAGCAAAAAAGAAAAAAAGAUGCUUUAGCAUCUUGCUAUCAGCUUGGUUCUCCUAUCUUUGGCCUCCCAUGUAGCUG